Messenger RNA from Melopsittacus undulatus (budgerigar), 891 nucleotides. It is a transcript of the gene OLAH, whose product is annotated as oleoyl-ACP hydrolase. Lineage: Eukaryota; Metazoa; Chordata; Aves; Psittaciformes; Psittaculidae. Gene Ontology annotation, biological process: lipid biosynthetic process. The transcript is spliced from 7 exons. The record is from RefSeq and is a predicted model, not a curated record.
AUGGAGAAGUUGGUUGCUUGUCCGCAUGAAAGGCCAGAUGCUCUCUAUAGGCUGAUAUGCUUUCCAUGGGUUGGAAGUGGAGCUUAUUUUGCUCAAUGGGGAAGCCUCUUCAGCGGUUCAAUUGAAGCAUCCUCUGUAAGCCUUCCUGGAAGAGAAUCUUGUCAAGGGGAGCCUUUUGCAAAAGACAUGACAGAUGUAGUUAAUUAAAUUGCAAAUGUUUUGUUAAGGGAACUGCAAGAAAAACCAUUUGCAUUUUUUGGUCACAGUUUUGGAUCAUAUGUUAGUCUUGCAGUUGCACUACACUUGAAAGAAAAGUAUGGACUAGAACCAAUCCGUCCUUUUUAUCAGGGGAAAACAACAGUUAAGUGGCUUGUUCAUUGUCUUCCCGUUCUCAGAGGGCGUUUGCUAUUUCCAUUCUUCUGCUUCUGGGGCUUUUUAAGCAAUCCUGAGUACGAGCUAUUUGAAGCAUUUACUUAUGUCAAAACCGCACAUGAGGGAAAAGAUGAGGACAUCCUUGCAUAUCUAGAAAUUUUAGGAGGAACUCCUUCUGAGCUUAUGCAAAAUAAAGACAGUAAGAAACAUCUGAUAAAUACUCUCAGAGAAGACUCUAGAGUACUUCACACAUGGUCUUCUGAGAUGGCAGAUGGGAAUAUCCCCUUCUCUUGUGAUACUACCUGCUUUAAUGGGUCUGAAGAUCAGCAAGCACAUGAUUUAGAAUCCUGGAAUGAUCUAACAAGUGGAGGUACUUCCUUCUACAAACUUCCUGGAGGUCACUUUUGUCUGCUGGAUCCCUCUAAUGAAAUUUUCUUGGUAAAACAGAUAACAAGCUGUAUGGAACAUGCUGGCCUAAGAGUAUUUCCCUCUAUUUUAAUGGCAGACAGUAUAAGAUAA